AUGGAAAAAGCAAGUGACAUAUCAAGUUCGGACGAGAACAAUGGUGAAGUAAAUAUUCGUGGUAAAAUCUCUGAAUCUUCAGGUAGUGAAAGUUCCACGGAACAAGCAGAUCAAGUGACUAGUGAUCGUGUACGAGAUCUUUGCAGCUCAAAAGAACAUCAGGAUAGGCAUAGAUAUCAUCACGUUAGAAGACGCUCUGGAACUUCCAAGUCAAAUGACAAAUGUGAAUACGUUCGAUCACAGUCUAAAUUCUCUUCAAAAUCAAAUCAUUCUCCUGAAAAUAUUCGUACAAGCGAUUAUACUUCAUCGGAUAAUGAUAGCGAACUCAUUUCUCCUUCAAAAUCUUUUCAGCAUAUUAAGUCUCGUAGAGAACAUGCGCGUGUUUCAGAUGUAUUUUCCAAAAGUGAUUCGAAAAGUCCAAUUGGAUCGAGUUUACCAUCUGAUAGUGAAAGUUCGGACCUAUCAACUGAACCACAAAAUAACCCCGAUGAAGCUCGAAGAUUUACAAAACCUUCACCGGAUGAACUUUUUGAGAUUUCAGAUUUUAAAUCAGACUCCCCUAAUCGUGGUCGUUUAUCACUUGUAGAAACUUCACACUUUGAAUCUGCGCGGAACAGAAAUUCCAAUGAUUCACUUUCUUCACCUAUUUCUUCACAACCAGAGAGUGCAUUGGAUUCCGAAGAAAAUGAAGAUACAGAGCUAACGGUCGUUGGUAAAAUCCACAAACCUGAAAAAUGUACUGCCUUCCAACGAUCACCCGUCUCCAAACCUGUUUGUCCUGUUCAAGAAGUUCGACGCAGAAGAGGUCGACCACGAAAGAACAACCAAUUGUCACCUAAAUAUUCAUCUAAUUUCAGUCCACAAAAAGAGACAUCUGGUUUUGAAGAUUCUUUGGUUUCUACAGAAUCUAGUUCUGAAGACGAUAUGUUUAAGACAAAUGAUAAUAGUUCCCGCGAUUUCUCUACUUGUGAUAAUAUCCCUUCAAAAGUUAACCAAGUGAAUCAUCAAUCAAACACCGACUGGUCUAUAUUACGUGCAUCUUUGGAGUUCCAAUCUUCAGAUUUUCCUACUAUUCCUUUGACAUACAACUCUCAACCAUCUGGAGGUUCACGUAGAAAACAGAAUCUUGGUGGCUUAUGCAGAAACAAUAUGGCCUUGUCAACUACUGAUCAAAAAAAUAAAUGUACAUCAUUUCCAGACACUGAUAUUCCUCAGAAAAUGAGUUUGAUCUCUGAUCAAAAACUCCAUAGAUAUCCAUUAUACCAUUCUCCAGGAUUUCCUGUAUCAUCAAGGGAUCGUGAUAAUUUGAAGCUAUCUGAAAAAUAUAUAAAGUCGGAUGAUUUAGAUGGAGAUAGUACGGAUAGUGCUUCAAUGGAAUCUGUAGAUAUUGUGGAAACUGUGGAGUGUAAAUAUAUGUGGCCUGAACCCCUCCUUACCGAGCAUAAUUAUUUUCGUGUUCCUGAGAUUGGAUCUGUCAUUCAUUAUCGAUCUACUAGGAAAGUAACUAAACACAAUUUAAAGUCAAAGGAUAGUUUCGUCGACAGUCAUUUGACCACAGCGGACAAUUUACGAAAACGCUCUUGGCCAACAGACCCUACGUACAUUAGUGGCGGCGUCAGUGAUGAUGAUUCCCAUGAUUCUUCUAAGUGGUUCAAACUGUCGAAGCGUUCGAAUGUUUCAGAGUUAAGAAAUGAAGAGGUUACUGGAAGUUGUAAAGCUGACUUAAAAGCAAAUCAGCUUUUGACAGAGGAGAAUAAGAAGUCAAAAUAUAAUGAAGCAAAACCUGAAACUUCGAAAGUUCGUGGGUCACGUGAACUGGCCAGUCUUUUAGCACCAGUACCUAAAUCCGAAAUUCGUCGUGUUAUGGGAGAAUCUUGCGGUCUACUGAAAGAAGACAUUUACAAACGUAUGUCUGGAGAGCGAGGUUUUUCUCGAUCACAACCACAUUUUCAACCAAGGUCGGCAUCUGAAGAAGAUUACAUCCUGAGGAGUAUUCUCGUUUUUGGUAUAGAUGCAGAAGAUCUUAGUUUUAUGUGUGAAGCCUAUCAGUUUCUGCUAAGCAAAUACCAUUCACCAUUAGAUGUCACUACAUAUGAUAAUUUCAAACAAGACAAUUUUUAUAUGAACGCUAAAGUCGUUGAUCCUCGUGUUGUAAAUAUUAUAAGCCUUUCACAUUGGGUUGAGCAUCCGCCUACCCUUGCCGCUGAUCCCAUUACUGUCAAAACACACGUUAAUGAUAGUGGACAUCUUGUUAAUUCACGCAAUUUGUGGUCAGGUCGACAGAAGCAUGAGCGUCAACGAUAUCAAUACAAAUUAUUGUGUUCUAAGAAUUCCACAUCCAAAUUAUCUUCUGUUCACCAUAAAUCCUUUGCAAGAUCAUCUGAUUCAGAUGACCUUUAUUCCUCUUUAUCUGAUCAAUCACUAAAUCACUCUUCUGAUGAAAAAUACAAAAAGGAUUUGAGCAACAGCUCAGUAUGUAAAAAGGAAUGUUCUCCCACUUACUCACCUGUAAAUACUUCAUAUAAUCAUAAACUAAGACUCUCCUGGCCUAAGUUUGACGACCAAAUACUGGCGGUAGCGAAUUAUGCUGCUUCUUUAAGUGAGAAUGUUGAUACAGUUGGAGAUAGUGUUGAUAUUCACCUUGGUCCUGCAGCCUGUUUACCACCAAUCCAUUCAUCAGGGUCAGCUCGAACACAGGGCUAUUACCGAAUGCCUACUGAAGAAAGAUUUCGACGUCCUUGGUGUGUCGGUCGAAGUUUAAUUGGAGAAGAUGGUCGUCGUCGCCCCAUUCCCUUAAUGCCUGCAACUGUGCAAGCACAGCUUGGAGGUGAUGCAGCAUUACAAGCUAUUGGCGAGAAUAUUGAGGAACGUUUAACCGAACAAGCAUCUGAAGCCAAGAAAAAACAACUCACUCAAUUUCGAGAGGCUCGGUCUGUUCAACGUCGAUUGUUAGCUGAAUUCCAAGAUAUUGAAACUGGCGACUUGCUUAAAUUUAAUCAGUUAAAGUUUCGUAAAAAGCAGCUCAUAUUCGCCAAAUCGCCUAUCCAUGCAUGGGGCCUGAUAGCUUUGGAACCGAUAGCUGCCGAAGAAAUGGUGAUUGAAUAUGUUGGUCAUGUGGUUCGUAAGGGUGUCGCUGAACUACGUGAACGUCAAUAUGAAGCCAAAGGAAUCGGUGGCUCUUAUCUUUUCCGAAUUGAUGAUGAGUUUGUAAUUGAUGCCACAAUGUGCGGCAACAAUGCUCGGUUUAUCAACCACAGUUGUCAGCCUAACUGCUAUGCCAAGAUAAUAAUGGUUGAAAGUAAGAAAAAAAUUGUUAUAUAUUCCAAAAGAGACAUUAAUGUUAUGGAAGAAAUUACGUAUGACUACAAAUUUCCUUAUGAAGAAGAUAAGAUACCAUGUCAAUGUGGAUCAUCAUCUUGCCGUGGAACGCUUAAUUAG
Molecule: messenger RNA, 3438 nt
Organism: Schistosoma mattheei
Lineage: Eukaryota; Metazoa; Platyhelminthes; Trematoda; Strigeidida; Schistosomatidae
Source: the annotation of a GenBank genome assembly